Spodoptera littoralis (African cotton leafworm) is the source of this 2073-nucleotide messenger RNA. The record is from the annotation of a GenBank genome assembly. NCBI's taxonomy places the organism in Eukaryota, Metazoa, Arthropoda, Insecta, Lepidoptera, Noctuidae.
AUGCGUUCGCUUGCCGCGGUUCAUGGGGUGGAUCCCUUGCCCGAAUUAGGCAUUCCAUCGGCCAUUCAACAUCAGGGUGACGGCAACCCGGACGGUGAUAUGGCCGGCGCGCAGGACACUAUCUACCUGUGCAAUUUCCGCGUAUCCGUUGACGGAGAGUGGCUCUGUCUAAAAGAAUUACACGAUAUGGAAAUGCAGGAUUCAUUCCAUCGCCCAUCUGCCCAAGGCACCAUUACAUCGCCUGACGAUCCGAUGAAUACUUUGAUGGCACGGGAUCCUGUUGUAAUCGAACGCAGCAAUCUUGUGAACAUCUCGAAACUAAUCGUGAAGGAGCUGAUCGAACAAUCUCUCCGCUAUGGUAGGAUGCUUGACAGUGAUCACUUGCCCCUGCACCACUUCUUCAUUGUGCUCGAGCAUGUUAUGCGUCAUGGACUCAAACCCAAGAAGGGAUUGCUCGGACCCAAGAAAGAGCUAUGGGACAUCUUGCAAAUGGUUGAGAAAUACUCGCCGGAAGCCGCGGACAUUACGGCUAGCGUCAGGGACCUCCCCACUGUGAAGACCGCAAUGGGUCGUGCUAGAGCUUGGCUGAGGUUGGCUUUAAUGCAAAAACGUCUGGCCGACUAUCUUCGUAUUCUCUUGGAACACCGUGAAGAUACGUUGGAAGAAUACUUUGAGCCCCAUGCUCUGAUGCUCAAUGAAGAAGCUGUCAUCAUUACUGGUCUCCUAGUAGGCCUCAACGUCGUCGAUUGCAAUUUGUGUGUGAAGGAGGAAGAUCUAGACAGUCAACAAGGCGUAAUAGACUUCUCGCUUUAUUUACGCGGCAGUAAUUCGUCCAAUGACCUAGCCGGCAAUGGUAACGGUGAUUCAGAACCGAAACAACGCCACAUCAACACAAUGCUAGACCAGAAGAAUUACAUCGAGGAGCUCAACAGACAUCUCAAUGCAACAGUAGCAAACCUCCAAGCUAAGGUUGAGAGCUUGACUACAACGAAUGCAUUAAUGAAGGAAGACCUGGCAAUAUCCAAAAACACGAUGAUUCAAUUAGUUGAGGAAAACAAUCAACUAAAACAUGCUCUCGGGCAAGACAUAACCAAAGACACCAGGAUGAAAGUGACGGAAUUGCAGUCUGAUGAAGAGGAGAAACGUAGCGUCAAAAGUGUGGCUUCUGAUAAAUCCAAAAAUGAUAGCGAGGCAAGCAAAAAUUUGGAAGAAGAAAGGAAGAAGUAUUUGGAACUGCAAAGGGAACUGGAUUUACAGAUUUCACUCAAAGCAGAAAUGGAGGUGGCAAUGAAAUUGCUAGAGAAAGAUAUACACGACAAACAAGACACAAUAAUAUCGUUGAGAAGACAACUCGACGACAUAAAACUUAUCAACCUAGAGAUGUACAAAAAAUUACAGGAAUGUGAAAGUUCCUUGAAACAUAAAACUGAGCUAAUAGCCAAAUUGGAAGCAAAGACUGAAUCAAUGGGCAGCACCAUACAUCAACUCGAUGAGAAGUUGCAAGAAGAUAAGUUAGCUAGGAAGAAUUUAGAAGACAGUGCUCGCUCACUGGGACAGAAGGCUGCCGCCGCGGAAACCAGGGCUGUAGCGGCAGAAGGAGACCUCAGAAUUGAACGAGAAUGGAGGGUGUCCUUACAAGAAUCAAUGAUGCGGGACCGCGAUAAGAUAUCGAUGUUGACACAAGAAGUGGAGUCUCUCAAAUCAAUAGGACAGAAAUACCUCUCACUGCAAGAAGAACAGCAUGUAUUAAAGACUCAAUACGUGGAAGCGCAGAAGACGCUAGAAGAAGUAGGGGCGACACUGAGCGAGAACAAACUACAACUAGCGGAGUUGUUAGAAAAGGAGGCACAAGCACAAAAUGUUGAGGAGCCCCCAACAUGGACGCAUGAUAAAGACGCCACCGCUUGUACUGCGUGUGCCAAAGAAUUCUCUAUUGCUAGGCGGAAACACCAUUGCCGUCGGUGUGGCCAUAUAUUCUGCGCAUCGUGCAGCGACAAAACAGUCGCGUUAGCUGGCAACACCAAACCUGUGAGAGUAUGCGACGCGUGUUACGCUGAAGUGAGACUAACGUAG